Mixia osmundae IAM 14324 is the source of this 2994-nucleotide messenger RNA. RefSeq lists its product as uncharacterized. Bases 1 to 2994 code for a protein of 997 amino acids. The record is from RefSeq and is a predicted model, not a curated record. The transcript is spliced from 8 exons. Lineage: Eukaryota; Fungi; Basidiomycota; Mixiomycetes; Mixiales; Mixiaceae. Gene Ontology annotation, molecular function: guanyl-nucleotide exchange factor activity.
AUGACGACUCUGACUGGCGGCAAGCUGAAGCGACGGGCAAUCUUUUGUGAUGUGGUGUGCGAGGGCAUGACACAGGACGGCGCGGGAUGGACUGUACCUGAGCGUACAGCUCAUUUCCUGCAGCAGCUCGGGGAUCCCUUGCCAGCCUUCAGUCCGUCAGAUGCAUUUGCUUCAACCGCGCUGGCCUCUCAGCCUUCGUUCCUGGCGCCGAGUACAAGACCCCACAACCCUGCUGAGCUGGAGAACCGACUUCGAGAGCUUGUUGAGACCGAAUUCAACUAUGUUCGCAGGCUCAAAGCGCUCAUACAGGAUUAUGCGAGACCGCUUCGAGAUUUCGCAAAGCACAAGGAGAAAGCAAUUAUACCGCUAUACGAGGCAAAGAUGCUUUUCGGCAACAUCGACGUUAUCUUAGCAGCGAACGAAGGCUUUCUUCAGGACCUUGAGCGUGUCAUGCUGUCCAAGCGGCGCGGAGGAUUGGGCGUCGUCAUCUGGGAGCAUCUGACUGCAUUUGCGGAUGUACACGUCUAUCCAACUUAUCUCUCAGGCUACGAGAAGGCAAAGGAGAUUGAAAGCCAGAUGUCGAGCAAGCGCGGGUUCGUCGACUUUGUCGAGCGAACGAAAUACUCUACCGAAGGCAUAGGAAAUAUCGGUCUUCGCGAGCUAUUGAUGGAGCCCGUCCAGCGCGUCACGAGAUACAUCCUCAUGCUCGAGGGCAUUCUGGGCGCCCUGCCUGCGGACGAUUCGGAAAAUCGCGACUACCUGCUCGAAGCGCAUGCUGUUGCAAGUCAAAUGGCUAGGUGCGAGGCAGACGAGCCCGAGCGAUGCGCGGCUGCAAUGUGGGGCCUCGAACGCGCCAUCGAAGGCUUUCCCGCCAAUAUGAUCAGCAGCAGUCGUUAUUUCGUCGACUGUCUAGACGUCAUGGAUUCUCCGAGGGCAGCCAAUGGAUCAAACUCUCCCGCCAGCGCUGCGAGCCGUAAAGCUAACGCGCUCAACUGCACUCUGUUUCUGUUCUCGGACUGUCUUAUGAUUGCCAAGCGACCCUCCUCUUCUGGUCCCGAUGGUCGCUCAUUGGCUGGCCUCGAGAACAUCGAUCAACUCGCCAAGGUCAUGAAGAUGCAUCGCUCGGGCUCACAAAUCGCUUAUUUGACGAAAGCCUACGAGCCGAUGGGAUCUACACCGACCAAGGUCAAAAAAGACUGCAUGGGUUUCAAAGGCCUGAUCAAACUCGAAGAGCUAAUUGCUGCGGACGAAGGAGACGACGAGAUAUCGCUGUGGUUACAGAAUCCUCCUACGCUCUCGAGCGCAAAGUGGAGCGGUCGGCCAUCACGAUCAUACAUCGUUCGAGCAGCAAGCGAUGCAGCUGAACGCAAGACCCGGUUCCUCGAUCGCUUGUGGCAGAUGCAAGCGAAUAUCAAGACAAUCGAAGCGCGCUCAACCGCCAUGGUCACGACGCUGGCUCAUUUAGCAGGACCACCUGGACAGUCCGCAGAUCAACACAUUUCUGUCUACUGGAACUUAUACGAAAAGCGUGCCUAUCUGAGCGAGCCCAUCAAGAGUCGACUCGUACUGCAAGUUGAUCCGACCGGCGAGUCCGAUAGCCUGUCGUUCGGUCGCCAGACCGGCCCAGCCAUGAUCGCACGAAUCGCUUAUCACGACGACUGUGAGUGUUCGAUCGAGAUACAAUUAGCAAAUCAUGGCCUGCUUCAUUCUGAUCGAAGCGUGCGUUACGACUCGGCACCACAUUCAGUUAUAGCAACCGCGCGAGAUUGGGCUUUGUACGAAGGUGCGCUUCGAUUGGAUCAAUCAGUCGCAGCAUCCACCGCCACCAGUCCGAGCCCGAGCAUGAAGCGACUGAGCGAAAUAGAUGUUCGGAAAGUCUUUAGCUCCCCAAGUGCGCCACAACGACGUAGCAAAUCGAUCAUCAGCAAAGCCUCUUCGGCAGCGACAGAUAGCUCUGCUGUUCGGUCCGAGGCAACCUCUGCCACAGCUGCCUCCUUUGCGACGUGUUCAUCCAUGUCAGCUUCUACAUCUCAAACGAGCCUGCAAUCAUCAGCCCGCAUCGGCGCAGUCGAGGAGCCUCGCAAACGACUCGACUCUGUAUCGCCAACGCGCUCUCGUGCCAGCUCAACAGCCGACUAUGAGCGGCGAGCUCUUCAAGACAUUACAGGGCAGGAAGCGAGAGCCCUCAGUCUUCCUUGCGAAAUGUCACCGCCUCGCCCGGCAAAACCAGAACCUUCACUCUCGCUAUCACUCUCCAGAACACCAAGCAGGCGCGCACCCGGUGGUCCGAGAGGGCCGCGCCCCUUCGGCGCAGAUAGCCCCAAAUUGGCGGCUUGCACCAUUUCACCUCGAGCAGACGACAUACGCAAAGUCUCUGGCGGUAUGAAGCGCGGUCUUUCGGAGUCGGCAGAUAUGACAGCGAGCAAACGAGCGCCAUCUUGGUCUCGCGAGCCUUCAGACGAUAGCGACGUACGAGAGGCACAGACGGACAUUGCACCACGCGGCAGUGAGCAGCACGCCCAGCUAAAUACCGCGUCUACGGAUCGGGCUAUUCAGGAAAUACGCACCGAAGUGCAUGCGCUACGCGGAAACCUUGCUCGCGAGCUCGCGCACAAAGAGGCGCAGGCGCGUGCUGGAUCGCCGGGACUGCCUCGUUCGCCGCAAAGUCGCAACCUAGCGCGUGUCGGCAAAAGUGACGACAGUCGUGCCUUGGAUCUGUCAGCUUUCAGUGAGAAGCUUCGACAGAUCGAAGCAACAUUAGACAGCUUACAAUCACGACUCGAGCCUGCUCAAGAUGAUCCGAUGCUGCGAGAAAUCGAUGAGUACAGGACCGCACUCGCCGAUAGUCUGGAGCAAAACGCCAAAUUACGAAGGAAGAUGCGCGAGCUGGAGCAGGAGAAGGAAGCCCUAUACGAAGUCUUCAAUGAGGAUUUGGAUCGCUUGAGGCGAGAAAACGAGCGUCUCAAACAUAAAUUAGCAAGCGACCCCCGAUAA